UCACAAUGGAAACCUUCAAAGAAUAUAAAGAAUAUAAAGGCCAUAACUAUGAUGACCGUUUGACCUCUGCUGAGUACAUCGAAUCACUGCAGAGCUUUGACAUACGAGAGGAUGAUGUGUUUUUGGUCACUUAUCCCAAAUCAGGGACUGUCUGGACCCAGCAGAUCAUCAUCUCCAUCUAUGAGCUCACUGGAGAAGUGAAGGAAGCUCCAUUUAACUCAAUGCAGAUGCCAUGGCUGGAGAUAAACCCGAUGAAGGAGAACUAUUCAAAAAGACCAUCUCCUCGUCUGUUCACCAGCCAUCUCUCACCUGGCCUCAUGCCUCCAGGGUUAAAGGACAAAAGAGCAAAGAUUAUAUAUGUGAUGCGGAAUCCAAAAGACAACAUGGUCUCCUACUAUAAAUUCAGAUAUGCCAACAUCAGCUUUGAGGAGUUUUUGGAGAAGUACUUGGCAGGAGAUGUCCUUGUUUCAUCCUGGUUUGUUCACAUCCGAGAGUGGCGUUCAGCCUUUGACCAGUUCAACAUCCUCUAUCUGACCUAUGAGGACAUGAUAAUGGACCUAAGAGGAGCCGUGGUGAAAAUCUGCCAGUUCUUGUGUAAAAAUCUCAGUGAUGCAGACAUUGACAAAGUUGUGGAAAAAUCAACAUUUGAAUCGAUGAAGGACAAUCCCAAAGCCAACUACACAUUGAUACCAUUUUUGCCAAAAAGUUUAAACUUUGGAGUCUUCCUGCGCAAAGGGCGCAUUGGAGACUGGAAGAACACAUUCACUGUUGCGCAGAGUGAAAGAGUGGACCGAAUCCUGGAGGAGAGACUUGGAGACAUGAAUCUAAAGUUUAUCUGGGAAUAAAAGAAGAUUCAGAGCAAUGUGAAGACUAUUAUAUGAUUUAAAGUGAACAACAGAACAAACACAUGCCAAUAGUGAAAUGAAUCCAUGGCUUAAUCCACUGUUGAUUUAACUGGUGUUAUAAAAGCCUUCUGUUGUCAGUAUUAAAUGGUUUGAACAUGG
Molecule: messenger RNA, 1004 nt
Organism: Periophthalmus magnuspinnatus
Lineage: Eukaryota; Metazoa; Chordata; Actinopteri; Gobiiformes; Gobiidae
Product: amine sulfotransferase-like
Exons: 6
Coding region: 6-845 (279 amino acids)
Biological process (GO): sulfation
Cellular component (GO): cytoplasm
Molecular function (GO): sulfotransferase activity
Source: RefSeq, a predicted model, not a curated record